UAUGAAAUGGGGUUGACAAAAUCAAAUCUUUCUAAAAUCCCAAAUGCCGAGGAUUUAAUGCAAGAAACCGGCUUUUCUGCAGCACAAAUCGUUCGCCUGUAUGAUCGUUAUGAAGCUCUGGAUAGAGACGAUAAGGGCCAUCUUAGUCCUGCAGACUUUGCAGCGAUCAAGGAGUUGGCCAUGAAUCCCAUAUGUGAUAGAAUAAUCGGGGCCUUCUUCUCUUCAGGACAGGAAAUCCUAGACUUCCCGUCUUUUGUGAGAAUCUUGGCACAUUUUCGUCCCACUGACAAGAACAGACCUAAAGACUCGAACGCACCUGACCCCUAUAACAACAGGAACAGCAAACUGAAAUUUGUUUUUCAGUUAUAUGAUUUGGACAAAGAUGGCAAGAUUUCCAGAACUGAACUUCAACAGGUUUUACGGGCCAUGCUAGAGAUGCAGGUAACUGAGGAACAACUGGAGUGUAUAGUAGACCGCACUUUACAAGAAGCUGACCUGGACAAUGAUGAUGCUAUAUCCUUUGAGGAGUUUCGAAAGUCUCUGGAAAAGGUGAACAUUGACCACAAGAUGAGCAUCCGUUUCUUGCGCUAGAGCAGCGGGCCGGCAAGAGGAAAGAAGUUUCCUACUGUUAAAGUAUGAAGAGGUGUUCCUUGUCCUGCACUACAAACUACAUACAAAAAUAUUAAGAAUGUCUUAUUUUACAACCCCAAAUCAGAAAAAGUUGGGACAGCAUGGAAAAUGCAAAUAAUACAAUUUACUUUGACUUGUAUUUCAUUGCAGACAGGGUGAACCUGAGAUAUUUCAUGUUUAGUCUGCACUGAUGAUACCAAGUGAUUUAGUGUUUCAGCUUUUUUUUUUGUCCCAUUCUUCCUGCAAACACGUCUCAAGAUGUGCAACAGUACAGGAUCGUCGUUGUUGCAUUUUUUCUUUUAAAAUUCUCCACACAUUCUCUAUUAGGGACAGAUCAGGACUGCAGGCAGGCCAGUCCAGUACCCGUACCCGUACCCUUUUCUUCCACAGCCAUGUCUUUGUAAUGUGUGCAGCAUGUGGUUUUGCAUCGUCUUGUUGAAAAAUACAUGGACGUCCUUGGAAAAGAUGACGUCUUGAAGGCAGCACAUGUUUCUCUAAGAUCUCAAUGUACUUUUCCGCAUUAAUGCUGCCAUCACAGAAGUGUUAAUGACCUUUGACAAGGGCACUGACACAGCCCCAUACCAUGACAGACCCUGGCUUUUGGACUUGUUGCUGAUAACAGUCUGGAUGGUCCUUUUCAUCUUUGGUCCGGAGCACUUUCCAAUAAAGACCUGGAAUGCUGAUUCAUCUGACCACAAUACACGUUUCCUCUGUGUGAUGGUCCAUCCUAGAUGCCUCCGAGCCCAGAAAAGCCAACGCCGCUUCUGGACAUGGUUAACAUAAGGCUUCUUUUUUGCACAGUAAAGUUUUAAGU
Trichomycterus rosablanca is the source of this 1444-nucleotide messenger RNA. RefSeq names its product calcineurin-like EF-hand protein 2 (gene chp2). Gene Ontology annotation, molecular function: calcium ion binding. Gene Ontology annotation, cellular component: plasma membrane. The coding region runs from base 7 to 591 and encodes 194 amino acids. The transcript has 7 exons. The record is from RefSeq and is a predicted model, not a curated record. NCBI's taxonomy places the organism in Eukaryota, Metazoa, Chordata, Actinopteri, Siluriformes, Trichomycteridae. Gene Ontology annotation, biological process: positive regulation of sodium:proton antiporter activity.